Molecule: messenger RNA, 1938 nt
Organism: Cyclopterus lumpus (lumpfish)
Lineage: Eukaryota; Metazoa; Chordata; Actinopteri; Perciformes; Cyclopteridae
Product: rano class II histocompatibility antigen, A beta chain-like
Exons: 4
Coding region: 51-797 (248 amino acids)
Biological process (GO): peptide antigen assembly with MHC class II protein complex; immune response; immunoglobulin production involved in immunoglobulin-mediated immune response
Cellular component (GO): membrane; MHC class II protein complex
Molecular function (GO): MHC class II protein complex binding
Source: RefSeq, a predicted model, not a curated record
UCAGCAGCGGUGGGGAAGCCACAACAAUCUGUUCUAACUUUGGCUUCGACAUGAGAAGCUUCACGUUUCUGCUGUUUCUGGGUCUCUUCUCCAACUGGGUGGUGGAGUGCGCCGCCGGUGGAAGUGGCUUCUUCAUGUAUUCCAACUUCUGGUGCGACGUGCACUCCGCCGAGCGGCUGCAGGCGGAGUAUCUGAUCGACUGGUACUUCAACCGGGAGCACACGAUGCGGUACAACAGCACCGUCGGCCACUGGACGGGCCUCAGUCGGGCCGGGUUCAUCACCGCGUCUCACUUCAACGAGGACGACCACGACGUUCUGCAGAGGAAGGUGGAGAGGCAGCUGAUCUGUGUGGACCACGUGGACACGUUACUGAAGGUUAUUGAGGAGAACGUUGUCGAGCCCGCCGUCGAUCUCGCGGAGGCCGCCGGCUCCGGGCCCGACACCAGGCUGCUGUGCGCCGCGUACGACUUCUACCCGAAACGCAUCCGGGUGACGUGGCACCGCGACGGACAGGAGGUGACCUCGGGCGUGACCCUUAGCGAGGCGAUGCCGAACGGGGACUGGACCUAUCAGGUGCGCUCGUACCUGGACUUCGGGCCCGGCCGGCAGCACGGGGUCAGCUGCACGGUGGAGCACAUCAGCCUCAGGGAGCCCAAGGUGUACCACUGGGAACCUUCCGUUAACCGGUCUGAGAGGGGCUUCCUGGUUGGUGGCGUCUGUGCUCUGCUGCUGGGAGCGGUGGUUCUGUCCUCGGGCCUGAUCAAGUACAGGAGGUGGUUCUGUCCUCGGGCCUGAUCAAGUACAGGAGGUGGUUCUGUCCUCGGGCCUGAUCAAGUACAGGAGGUGGUUCCGUCCUUGGGCCUGAUCAAGUACAGGAGGUGGUUCUGUCCUCGGGCCUGAUCAAGUACAGGAGGUGGUUCUGUCCUCGGGCCUGAUCAAGUACAGGAGGUGGUUCCGUCCUCGGGCCUGAUCAAGUACAGGAGGUGGUUCCGUCCUCGGGCCUGAUCAAGUACAGGAGGUGGUUCUGUCCUCGGGCCUGAUCAAGUACAGGAGGUGGUUCUGUCCUCGGGCCUGAUCAAGUACAGGAGGUGGUUCCGUCCUUGGGCCUGAUCAAGUACAGGAGGUGGUUCUGUCCUCGGGCCUGAUCAAGUACAGGAGGUGGUUCCGUCCUUGGGCCUGAUCAAGUACAGGAGGUGGUUCCGUCCUCGGGCCUGAUCAAGUACAGGAGGUGGUUCCGUCCUCGGGCCUGAUCAAGUACAGGAGGUGGUUCCGUCCUCGGGCCUGAUCAAGUACAGGAGGUGGUUCUGUCCUCGGGCCUGAUCAAGUACAGGAGGUGGUUCUGUCCUCGGGCCUGAUCAAGUACAGGAGGUGGUUCUGUCCUCGGGCCUGAUCAAGUACAGGAGGACACAUGCAGACCUGUUUAAGAGGUCAAGAGAAUGUUGUCAACCUGGACCACGUUUUACUCUUGUUCAAUCUAUAUAUAUAUCUAUAGAUAUACAGUAUAUCUAUAGAUAUAUAUGGAUCUCUCUCUCUCUCUAUAUAUAUAGAUCUAUAGAUAGAUAUAGCCUUUAAAGGUCUAAGUAUGUACGAUAUAUUAUCUAUGUAUAUCUAUAUAUCUAUCUAUAUAUCUAUCUAUAGAUAGAUAUAUAUAUAUAUAUAUAUAUAUAUCUAUAGAUAUAUGUUUUAGUAUAAUCUUUGUGUUGUAGCAAUAGAUGCUAAUCGUCGUUAGCAUUUCAUCAUUAACAUCCAUGUUAAAAUUAGCUUAGACUCUUAACUAGUCUUGUUAAUAGAUACUAGUCAUUUGUGGCAUGAUGGCUUCAUGCUAAAUCAUAGUUCUAUAUUCAUGUUUAUGUAUGUGGACAGUGUGUAAAGUCAUGUUAUGUUUCCACAGUUUUACAAAAACAAGAAAGACUCGCACUAAAAACCCUAAACUCUG